AUGGAACCAACCUUUAUUUUGCAAUUGGAUAGCGGCCGUCGACCGAUUGAUAAGCUCCAAGGAAAUAUUUACAAGACUAUAAAGAACGGGAAUUUAGAUGAAUUAACAGACUUGCUUAGUUCAUCUCAAGCAAAAAUCGAUCUUAAUUGUCUGGACAGUUCCAGCAAAACAGCUUUACAAGUGGCAGCAGAUCUGGAAGAUUCUUCAGUUCGAGAAAGAAUAGUUACAGCGCUAUUGAAUAACGGGGCCAGUUUACAGCUUGGUUUGCUGAAUGCAGUCCGUCAAGAAGACGCGAAGGUAGUGGAAAUACUGCUUCAAUUUUAUGAUGAACAACACCAGACAUCACGGGAAUUGCUGUCCGCAAGAGGCAAAACCGCUCAUAUAACACCGCUUAUCUUGGCGGCCUGUUUGCAGAAUUUUCAAAUUGUCAAGUUGCUUCUUGAAAAUGGAUUCACUGUUGACGAUCCUACAGCCGUUCGAUGGUCGAGAGACCCCACGGGAGCGGUCAGCGAGAAGCUCGGUCCCGCAGUGUACCGUUUAAAUAAAUACCGCGCACUGGCCAGUCCUGUGUUUAUAGCGGCGUCUUUUCUGCAAGACGUGCAACGUGGUCCAGACCCAGUUCUUCAAGCUUGUACCCUGAGAAAGCAACUCCGUGACAUGGCCGAGCAAGAAUACAAAUUUAGGAACGAGUACCUUCAGCUAUGUGAUGGCUGUCAAGAAUUCACUGUUUCCCUCCUGAAUGAAUGCUGA
Porites lobata is the source of this 750-nucleotide messenger RNA. NCBI's taxonomy places the organism in Eukaryota, Metazoa, Cnidaria, Anthozoa, Scleractinia, Poritidae. The record is from the annotation of a GenBank genome assembly.